This is a messenger RNA of Ilyonectria robusta, 1741 nucleotides long. RefSeq lists its product as uncharacterized. Lineage: Eukaryota; Fungi; Ascomycota; Sordariomycetes; Hypocreales; Nectriaceae. Bases 470 to 1630 code for a protein of 386 amino acids. The record is from RefSeq and is a predicted model, not a curated record. The transcript is spliced from 3 exons.
CACCGAUCAGAUCAUGCAGCAGGCUCCUUAAAGAAUAUUGAGAAUAAGCAUUAACACCAAGUUGCUCGUUCAUCCGUCUAGGGUUACACUGGGGAAUGGUGGCUGAUCCGGGGUUGACUCCCUCUGCGCCAACCCACCGAGGAGGUGUCAUCCGCAAUCCCUACCGGGAAUAAACCCCUGGAGCAAGUCUGACACCGGGUCUGAGCGCUUUUCCGCAAGCUCCUGCUUGACUGAGAAACGGGUGUGAACUUGUCCGUUGCAAUGGAUGUGACAGAGCUAGGUAUUCUUGGGGGUAAACAGUCACUGUACUUUGGAGACACAUAGCGAGACACACGGCAAUAAAGACCUUGCACAUUGUCCCCCCUUGAAGAAGGGCUGGACGAGUCUUCUGCAAAAAUUUUCCAUGUAUGGGUAGCUGAGUGACUGCCGUACUGGUUCCUGUUCAGUCUCAUUUCCCACAUUAUUCGCCAUGAAUUCGACGUCAAACUACCCUCCGGGGACCAAAUUCUGGGAGACGCCCGACUGGGCCGGUGGAACACAGGCCAAACUCAACAUUGCCUUGAUCGUCAUCUCAGGCUGUUUCUUGGCGAUACGUCUGUACGUCAGAGGCUUCAUGACCAAGUCUCUUGGCGUGGAUGAUCUCGUGGCAUCUCUGGCAUUCUGCGUCAUCACGACUCAGUCCGGGUUCAAUAUUCACCUCAAGGACUGUGGCGCCGGCGCCCACAUGGAAUUAAUCCCGGAGCCGCUGCUUUUGAAGUUCUUCGAGGGCCUGCAAAACCUGAAUCUCCUGUACUUUUGGGGCGUUGGCCUUGAUCGACUGGCCGUCCUCGCCUUCCUCCCACGGUUGCACAAAGACAAGAUUUUCCUUCUCCUUGUCUACCUUGUAUCCGGCAUGGUGGUCAUUUCUACCAUUACAUGCUUUUUUAUUAGGCUUUUCCAUUGCAGUCCCGUUAAAGACGGCUGGCUCCCCCCACUGCCUGAUCUGAAUUGUCUUCCGCAAUCGAGCAUGGACAUGAUGAUGAACGGACAUGGUAUUCUUGGCAUCAUCUUUGACAUUAUGUUGAUGGCUCUUCCUAUAUGGGUCAUCUACAAGAAGAUGCUGUGGUCGCGAAAGACAUUCCAGGUCAUUGCCGUCUUCAGUGUGGGAAUCUUUGUCGUCAUCACUGGCAUCAUUCGCCUGUACUACAUCCGAACUAUGGACUGGGGGACUGAUUCGACAUUCAAGAUGGCUACGAUCGGCGUGUGGACCGACCUGGAGUCCCAUGUUGGAUUCUGGUGUGGUUGCUUCCCGUCGCUCCAGCCCAUUAUCCGAACCGUUGCCUUCAAACUUGGGUUACGAAGCGCUCUCAACAGCUACCCUACGGGAAAGCCCACCAGCAACAGCAAAGGACUAAGUUCAGCAUCAGCAGCCAUUCGAUCCAAAGGCGGCUAUCUCCGAAAUGGCAGCGGUAUCGAUGUCGAUGCGGAUAUAACCGAUACUAAUAAUAGCCGGGAAGGCAUCAUGCCGAGUCCGAACAAUUACGAGAUGGGGAAAUACGGAGAGAUUCGCAAAGAGACUACCGUCAAGAUACAGGUUAAGGAAGAUGACUCAAAACCGAGGAAACGAGAAGAAAGUUGGGCGGACAUUUAAAGCCAGAGGACUAUAGUACCUAGGACACGACUUUGAUUCUCAAGGAGACAUCUUUUUUGUCUUUACCGCUCCUGUGUAGACCUUAAUUGCUAAUUAACACCCGAUAUCUCG